Galeopterus variegatus (Sunda flying lemur) is the source of this 930-nucleotide messenger RNA. RefSeq lists its product as uncharacterized. The coding region runs from base 1 to 930 and encodes 309 amino acids. NCBI's taxonomy places the organism in Eukaryota, Metazoa, Chordata, Mammalia, Dermoptera, Cynocephalidae. The transcript has 4 exons. The record is from RefSeq and is a predicted model, not a curated record.
AUGGCAGUCGCCUACCCGGCGUUGAACCGGCGACAGACAGGCUGUAACCCCCACCAGGCGCUAAAAAGAAGGACCCCAGCGCAGAGUCCGCGGAGGCGCACAGCUUCAUCGACAGCACUCAGCGCGGAGCCUCCUCACGGGUGCAGGCACGAUGACACCGGCUACCGCAGCCUGGGAGGCUGGCCCGGGACACGGGCUUCGGCGAACUCCAGGAGACGAACUUUCCCAGGGAGAAGGGAGUGGACCGGCCGCUGCUGCGCGGCCUUCGCCUCCCUCCGCCCACACACGCUGGGCUCUAAGGCCCUGAUCUCUCCCUUUGGCUUUCCUCCUUUCCAGAUGCGAAGUCUACCAACCACGAGGGGUGGAGGCGGCGACCAGGAGCUGGGACGACAGCAGCCGGAUGAGCCAGCCCACGGAGCCACCGAGGGUUUGCAACCCCGGGACCCGCAGCAUAGCUUCUGCGGCAACAAGUUCAGCCGGUUGCAACUGCACAAACUGGAGAGUGUUUUCCAACGCGCUCAAUACCCCGACGUGUUCACAGGCAAAGACUCAGCUACAUAUUGUAAGAAACCAGCAGCAGGAGAGUCCUGCCGUGGUCAGUUAAGUUUUACUGGUAACCAAAUGCCAAUUCUUGCCUUCAGGAUAUAUAAAUUAUCUUUAGAAAAAUUAAUGUUCAUGGAGCAUUCCCAUGGUCGUUGGCCCCGGCCGAUAAAGGAACUGCAUCUAAUUUUUGACAUAUGGGGCAUUGUUGUACUAUCGCACGGGCUUGAGUUCAUGAAAUAUGAUAAUCAUGAUGGAAAGAGCGAGCAUUGCAAUGAAAAUGGGAAUGAGCCUCAGUGGCCUGCAAAACAGAACCUACAAGAGUAUCGAUUAGUGCAUUACCUUUACUCAACGGUCCAGGCAAAUUGGUAUGAGCGCGAAUGUGCGUGA